This is a messenger RNA of Calypte anna (Anna's hummingbird), 5642 nucleotides long. RefSeq names its product AT-rich interaction domain 3B (gene ARID3B). The transcript has 9 exons. Gene Ontology annotation, molecular function: DNA binding. The coding region runs from base 189 to 1883 and encodes 564 amino acids. Gene Ontology annotation, cellular component: nucleus. Gene Ontology annotation, biological process: regulation of transcription by RNA polymerase II. The record is from RefSeq and is a predicted model, not a curated record. NCBI's taxonomy places the organism in Eukaryota, Metazoa, Chordata, Aves, Apodiformes, Trochilidae.
UGGAGGGGGGGAAAGGGAAGAGGCUGAGCUGCGGGCGGAGCCCAGGCGGCCGCGCAGGGACCGGCACACACCCGCUCCCGGGGCCUGCCCGAGAUUCUGCCAAUCUCCCAAGGUCGGGGCUCGAACCCUGCCGGCUCCAGUCCACACACCCCCCCUCCCCGUCUCUCCCCAGCCAUGCAAAGUGCGGGAUGAAGCUGGAAGCAGUGGUCGAGCAGCUGCAGAAGCAGCAGCAGAAGCAGCAGAGUCCCCUGCAGAUGGAUUCCCGGGAGAGGCAGCAGAGGCAGAUGAGGGAAGCCCAGCUGCUCUACACCCAGCAGCUGGCCGUGCAGCACGCUGUCCUGGCAGCCACCUCUGCCAGGCCUUCAGCUGGCUCAGCUCUUGGCCCCUUGGCCAGAGGGCCCCCUGCAGCCGGGGCUGCCCGGCCUUUUGAUCAGAGCAGCAUGAAUUCAGAGCCAGAAGAGGAAGAGGAGGAUGAGGAGGAAGAGGAGGAGGAGGAGGAGGAAGAGGAGGAGGAGGAAGAAGGGGGCUUGGAAGGCGGAGAUCUUGAUGUGACUGGGAAAGAAAGCUGCUCUGCUCUGAAGUAUUUUCAUGCUCCCAAAGUUGCCCAUCCCAACCAAAGAGUGGCCUCUACCUCAGCCCCCCUGGCAGGCACUGGGCACCAGCGGGGGCAGCAGGGCAAAGAAGAACAGGGUAAAGACACUGCCAAGCAGCCCUACUCCACUUCCCCCUCUGCACGCCAGAACUGGCGGCUGGAGGAGCAGCUCAAGCAGAACGGCAACGUGAGCUGGAGCGAGGAAGGCGACGGCUGCCGAGGAAGAGAAAUUUCACGAGACUUUGCCAAGCUUUAUGAACUGGAUAGCGACCCCGAACGGAAAGAGUUCCUGGAUGACCUCUUCAUCUUUAUGCAGAAGAGGGGAACUCCCAUCAAUCGGAUCCCCAUCAUGGCAAAACAGAUCCUGGAUCUCUACAUGCUCUACAAGCUGGUGACUGAGAAGGGGGGGCUGGUGGAAAUCAUCAACAAGAAGAUCUGGAGGGAGAUCACCAAAGGCCUUAACCUGCCCACCUCCAUCACCAGCGCCGCCUUCACCCUGCGAACCCAGUAUAUGAAGUACCUGUACGCCUACGAAUGUGAGAAGAAAUCCCUCAGCUCACCUGCUGAGCUCCAGGCUGCCAUCGAUGGCAACAGGAGGGAAGGCAGGAGGCCCAGCUACAGCUCCUCUUUGUUCAGCUACUCCCCCACCACCCCGGGGCCUCCUUCCCUCCUCUCUCCCCCCAAGAUUCGCUUCCCCAUCAUCGGCGUCGCGCCGGGCAGCGGGACCAGCAACCCCCGGGUGUCUCCAGCAGCAGCUGUCAGAAAAGGUGAUGGUGUCCCCCUGACUGUGUCUAUGCCAAGUCGUAUCGCUGUACCAGUGACCUUGGCUAGCCAGCAGGCAACGGUGGCAGCAAGAACAGCCACCCUGGAGCAGCUGAGGGAGAGGCUGGAGUCGGGAGAGCCUCCGGAGAAGAAGGUCUCCAGGAUGUCGGAGGAGGAGCAGCGCCUGGUCCAGCAGGCUCUGCAACGCAACCUCUUCAGCAUGGCAAGACAGAUCCCCAUGAAGGUCAAAAUCAAUGGCAAGGAAGACAAACCAGAGGCGGCGGCAGCAGCACUGAACUUGUCACCUAAUGGCAUUGGGAGCAUUAACAUGUCGGUGGAAAUUAAUGGCACAAUUUAUGCUGGAGUGCUCUUUGCCCAGAAGCCAGUGGUCCAUCUCAUUGCAGGCUCCAGCACCCAAAGUUCCUGCAGCAGCAGCAGCAGCAGCAGCAGCAGCUCCCACUGCUCUCCCAGCCCUACCUCAUCCCGGGGAACUCCCAGUGCAGAGCCCUCCACCAGUUGGUCUCUCUGAUGGUUGGCCCAGCCUGCUGUCUCACACUGGCCUCCAGCAGCUCUUCCUCUCUGCUCUGGGCAGGGAGGGAGCCAGGAAGGAGUCACACAGAUACCUCAUCUCAAGGAACCUGCUUUUGUGGUUGGCCAAGGGCAAGAUGAUGAUGUUGCUGAAACCUUUCCAUGCCAGCGAGUUUUUUCUUCAUCAUCUGUUUGUCCAACCUUUUCCUUUGUUCUCCCCUUUCUUUCCUCCCUUUUGCUUUUUGUUUUUCUCCUCCUCCUCCUCCUCCCAGGGUUUGCUGUGUUCCUGCUGGGGGGUGGGAGGCAGGCCUGGCGUUUUUCAAUCAGGGAUUGUCUCUAGGAGCUGCAGGUUGAGAGAUGGCUGAGAUGUCACCAAGGCAGGUGGAAAGAGCUGGGGCAGGGAAACUCCUCCAACCAGUAGCCAACAAGGACUCUUCCACAAAAAACCCUCUGUGUCUUGACAAUCCUCAGAGCAGGUGGGGUGCCCCUUGCCUUGCCCCUGGCCUCCCGUGGCUUGUGCUGCAGAAGGCCACGUGGCUGCAGAGCAGCUCAGCUUCCUUGCUUUCCUUCCACAGGCUCUGUCUUGGGCUGGUGUUUCUGUGUCCUCCCCUAGAAGCUUCUGAGCCUCAUUCUCUUUCUCCAAGGUCUCAGGAAGAGGGGAAGGACUUCCUCACCACCACGUUUUUACCCACAGAAACUCUCCAUCAGCUGCAUCCUCCUGCUGGCUGGUGCUGGCCUUUUCCCUACAGUUCCCUUCAACCUUUCAGCCAAGUUUUAGAUCCCACUGACCUUGUCUCUCUCUCUCUCCCCUCGAGAACUCAUUCCCUGAGGUUUAGCCUGAACUGGCUUGCUGGUUUCAUGCUCUGCUCCCCUUGGCACCAAAGUGAUGUCCCUUAGGUUGAUCCAGGCUUCCUGGAGAGACUUCUCCUGAGCUGGCUUUCAAUAACCUCUGGAAGCUCUUCCCAUCUGUGUGCUGAGGAAAUAAGUGGUGAUGUUUGAAACCUGCUCCAGUGGGGCUGGGGGGGUGAGCAGUGUUGCAGUUCAUGUGGCAACAGGAUCUUUAGUGGCCAGUGGGGUCCUGGUCCUCUUCAAAUUGUCCCCAAGCAAAAAGAAAAUGUUUCCCUCUCUGGUGUUGCUCUCCUGGGUGGGAGCAGAGAAAAGGAAAUUAAGCCCUUCCUCACCCUUCACCCUCAAACCUCCAGUUGAAAGCAAACCAAGGUUGGCCAAGGCUCUCCUGUGACUCAGCCUUUGUGACUCGCAGGAGCUCAGCUCCUGCUCAGGUGGCCUCAUCCUGUCCUCUGUCCUCCCCCUGGCUUUCCCCAGCCCAGAGCUCAGGUCUAAAGCACCAUUCAUCCUGCCCUGGUGACAUCCUGCCCAUCCUUCAGGCCCAAGUCAGGUUUUUUUGAAGCAGAUGAAAUACUCAGAUAUGUACUUGUUGUUGGGUUUUAUUUGUUUGUUUGGGUUGGUUUAUUUUUAACCUUUCAGGAAGUAUUGGCAUAUCUUAUGGCUUGUUUUUUAUAUGUGGUUUUACUGACAUUGCGUUUGGGGGUUUUAUUUUUAAUUGUAUCACCAAAGACAAAAAAAAAAAAGACAAAAAAAAAGACAAAAAAAAAAAAAAAAAAGCUGAGUGAAGGAGGAGUGGCUUCCCUGUCCUCAGCCCAGCAGGAGACAAGCAGAACAGCUUUGUUCUGCUUGUGCCUGACACGGGAGGACAGGUAGAGAUAGGAAAAGAGCAGAGGAGUGGCUGCUGGCUUAGCAGAUGUGUCCUUGUUGCUGGGUGUCUCCCAGAUCACUGUCAUUUUUCCAAGCUUGCCUUUAGCAGAGCUGCUCAGUGCAGCUGGGAGAUGCUGCAGGCUCCAGGGACAGGGGUGGUUCUGGCCCCGUCCCUCAGGUGAGCAGAGCUGUGGGGAACAUUUCUCUCUGCAGGAUGCUGUGCUCAGCCUGCCCUGCUCAGCCAUUCCCAGAAUCCAGGUUUUCCUGGGCUGCUGCUCUGCAGAGCUCCUGUUAAGGCUGGUGUAACCCACGAGUUACACAGGAGGAAGAAGCUCCUGCGUGCCUCUCUGGUUUAGCUUCUCACUAUGGCUUGAGUUAUCCUGGAGGUGUCAGGGCUGGCUGGGUGGGGAUGCUCAUGUCCCUGGGUAACUGCUGCUCCCAGAGGUGUCCUCUCUCUCCCUGUUUUUAGCUGGAGUCAGGACCACCCAGCAGGUAGGGGCAAGCCAUCCAGCAGCCCUCCAUGGCAUUUCAUCCUUCCAGGCCCAGAGAGGAUUUUCCAGACUCUUGAGGCUCGAUUCAGAUUGGCUUUUCCCUUUUUGUUUGGUUGGUUGGUUUAUUUCGGUUUUGUUUUGUUGGUUUUUUAUUUUAUUUGGGGGUGGGUUUGGGGGCUGUUUCCUGUGAGUGGGACUGAGGGACUUUCUUGCUUUUCUUUAUGCUUUCUUCUCUGGUCCUGGGGAGCAGAGGUUAGUAAUGGGUGGGUUUUGCUUAUGUUAUCACAUGCUAACAUUGUGUUUCCUUGCACAGAAAGGCACUCGAAUCACUGAACUGCUAAACAGCUUUGACACUACUACAGAGUAUUAAUGUUUAUAAGCUUUACACAACUAGACUGGAAACAGACAGGGAGUAACCGAUUGUUUUGUAUCCAAUUCAGGGAAAAAGAAUCAAGUCGGGAUGCGUUACAGAUACCUCAGUAAAAACUAAGCUGCAACAAUAAACUGGUCCUUUCCCAGUGGGUGCUGGCGAGGACCAGCCCUUCCAGACUGUGAACAGCAGCAACCUGUGAACCCCCAGCCUGGCUUUGACUCUGGCCCUCGGCUCAACCCGAGUUGUGCUGAGCUCCAGGUCUCCUGCUGAGCUCGCUGGGUUUUGGGGACAGACAGGGCUGUGGAAAGCAGCAGCAGGGAGAGGGCAGAGGGGCUGGGGAAGGGCAGGAGGGGUGGUGGGAUCCCUCCUCCUCCUCCUCCCCCCAGCUCCACCUCGUUUCACUCGAUUGUGUCGUACUCAGGGGUUUUGAUGCUGCGGGUAGGACUGUUCCUUGUGGGAAGUGCUCUGCUUGGCAGGGUGGAAAAUUCUCUCUCAAACUCCAGCGAAGGUUUUGCAGUGAGCAGCCAAAAAAAAAAAAAAAAAAAAUUAAAAAAAAAAAAUCCAAAGCCACCCCCCACCCCUCCUUCCCAUCCCCUGGCUUGCUUCCCAGCAGCCUCACUGCUUCUGCUCCAGGGGGGAGAUUUGCCAGCUGGGUUUGAUGCCCACUUCAGGAAAAAAAACAAAACAAACAAAUCAAAACCUAAAACAGAUCCAAACCUGCUCAUCCUCUUCCAGCAGAUCCCAAUUUGUGCUGGGUAGAAGGCACAAAGAUUCUGAGCUGGGAAAAGGGGGGAGAGGUUGACAGGGGGGAGGCUGCACGCUUGCUCAGCUCCCAAAGUGAAUGUGAAACGUGUCACACACCAAGUCCCUUUGGCCACUGUGCAUGUGUGUGCAUGUGCUCCAAACGGAUUGGGAUCAGAUGUUUUUACCAAACAGCUGCAGCAGCCUUGCUACUAGUUUUCUUACCUAUUUAAAAAAAAAAAAAAUUAAAAAUUAAAAAAAAAAAAAAUAAAAAACAACAAAGAAAACAAACAAACAAAAAAAAGAAAUGUGAUAGCCUAGGCGGUGGAUAAAUACCUCAAUGUCUCCUUCCAACAAGUAUCUGUAUAUGUUGUUGUUGGGUUUUUUCUAUCUUACACGUUAUCUGAAUGUUUAUAUUCCAAUAAACUUCUACCUCUUCACA